This is a messenger RNA of Lachancea thermotolerans CBS 6340, 1665 nucleotides long. RefSeq names its product TATA-binding protein-associated factor TAF7 (gene TAF7). Lineage: Eukaryota; Fungi; Ascomycota; Saccharomycetes; Saccharomycetales; Saccharomycetaceae. Gene Ontology annotation, biological process: transcription initiation at RNA polymerase II promoter; RNA polymerase II preinitiation complex assembly. Gene Ontology annotation, cellular component: transcription factor TFIID complex. Gene Ontology annotation, molecular function: RNA polymerase II general transcription initiation factor activity. The coding region runs from base 1 to 1665 and encodes 554 amino acids. The transcript has a single exon. The record is from RefSeq and is a predicted model, not a curated record.
AUGCCCAAGAUCAAAAUUAGGAAGCCGAGGGAACCAGAGCCCAAUGAACCGGAACCCCAGCUCAAGAAAAUCAAGAUUAAAGCCAAGGGAGGUCAAGAUGCCAACAAAGAAAGAGCUGGAGGGGGAUUGAAGGUCAGGUUGUCCAGAAGAGAGGAUAGCCCAGAACAGCAAAAAUCAACACCAGGCACAAUGAAACUCAAGAUCAAUUUGGGCGGCAAGGACAAGUCCGAGUCAACCGCUUCAACAACGCCAAAAGCCCCAAGAUUCCGAAUUAAGCCUGUUAGAGUUCCUGGGGAGGGCUAUGACUCUGAGGCAUCAGAUAUCGAAGACGACCCGCUUAUCGAAGAGGGAAUUAUACUUCGUGUUUUGCCAGAUGUGCAAACAGAAUUUGUUAAGAGCUGCAUUGAGAGCGGGGACUUUUCGGGGUUGAGCCUAAAGUGGAAAGGCGAGAGGCACGCAGUCGUGAAGAUCAAUGGACUACAAUAUGGAGCAGUCCUCGUUAACUUACCGACAGUAAUAGAGGUUAACAAGAGCGUUGAUAGAAAGAACUUACUCAAAACUUUUGAUGUAUCACAAAUGCUAUUGUGCGUGAGGACUAUAGAGCAUGAAGAGGACGUAUUCUCGUUGGUACCACCAGAUACAGAAGACUUAGUUACAAAACAUUUCACAGAAUACAAAAGCGAAAUUAGAGAAUGCAAAAAAACGCUCUAUCGUGGGUUCAAUGGAGGGCCAUUAACUGACGCAGAAGCCAGCAAUAUCGACCAGAUUGUUAGAAAAGGAUAUGACUACAAGCAUGGCUUGACACCACCCCUUUAUAACGUACGAAACCGUAGGUUCCGGCGCAGGUUGACGUCCCAGGAGAUAGACUACGUGGAAAAAACUGUUGAGCUUCUUCUAAGCCAGGACGCAGAGACGGAAGGGUUUAGCUAUGACUUAGUAGAUGAAGAUAUCUUGGCUCAAAGGUCAACAAGUAACGAGGAACAAAGACAAAAUUCUUCGGACAAUGGACUCGACUUGUUUGGAGACGACGACCACGAAGACUUGGAAAUGGAGCUUGAGCAGGCAUUACAAGAGGACAGACAAGGGGCUGACCAAAUCGCUAAUACCAAUCAAAUUCCCGCCGUGGAGGAAACCGGUGACGAUGUUGAACAGGACAAUGGCGACGAUGACGAUGAAGAGGAUGAGGAUGAAGAAGGAGAAGAUGAAGCAGACGAAGACGUUGUUCCAAGCACAGCUAAACCAGCAGUGGAUGAAGAGAGGCAGCAUAGCGAGCUGUUGAGAGAUGAGUUGGAGGAGCUUGAGUCCACCCUGCAACAAAACAGGCAGAAGCUUGAGAAAGCCACAAAUCCUUUGUUGAAAUCGAGGUUUAUUGAAAGCAUAAAGAAGUUGGAGAAAGAAGUGGAGUUGAAAAGAAAACAGGUCAAAUCUAAUCAAGAGCCUUCUUCAAGCCAUCCUGAGAGCUUGGCCCCCAAUGACGAAGAAGGGGACGAGGAAGAGGAGGAGGAGGACGACGAAGAGGUGGAGGACGACGAUGACGAUGAAGAUGAGGAAGAUGCAGCAGCUGCGCCAAGCAACACACCAGGCCGCAAAGCCGGGGCCAACGAAGAACUCGACCAGGAUGAUAUGGACAUGAUGAUGCUUUUCGGCGGCGAAGGCGAUGAGUGA